CAGUCACUGACAGAACUGACUCCACCUCAGACGGAAGUGUUUCUUCUAUCUGUGCUUCAUGAGGUUGGAGGGUUAAAUGUUGGAACGGGUCCAACCGGAAACGUGUCACAGCUGAGGGGGCCGUGGCUCAGGUAGGUGGAGGAGAACAAAAAACACACGGAAGUAAAGAAAACCUGCACGAGAGAAGCUUCAGAAACAAGCCGAGAGAUCGAGAUUUGAUGCAACUGGAAGAACAACAAUAAGAAUCUGACGAUGGGUCUGUGUGACGGCCUCUCCCACUGUAAACUGGCUCUGGCCUUCGCUGUGUUGAUGGAUUUACUGGGAGGAGCCGCUCUGCUGGUGGGAGUCUUCGCCCCCCUGGAGAUCAAAGGACGGGACUUUGGAGACUUACUGGUUUAUACUGGAGCUCUGUUCGUGCUGAUGUCUCUGGCCGGUUGGGUGUUGUGGUACAGCGGAAACAUCGACGGUCUGACGUCCAGGAAGGAUCUCGGACACAUCGGCAGUGCCGUCGACCGGCUGGCUCGCAACCUCAGCCGCAAGAUCCGCACGUACAGGAGCAACCGCUGAGCCCCUGAACAGGAAGUCUGAACACAUUUCAGAUUAAAAGUCUGCUGUUUGUCAGUAUUAAUAUGAGAUACAGACACAAACGUGUUACAAGCAUAUAAGAAACAUUUCAUAUAUUUUUAUAGAUGUGAAACUGCUGUUCUGUUACAUAGUCGUGAUAUUGAUGUUUUAUUAUGAUUAGUAUUUUUUUUAUAGUGUUCAGGUGGUCUCCUCUUUGGAUUUCAAUAAAUUCAUUUUUUAUACAUUAUAAA
This is a messenger RNA of Sebastes umbrosus (honeycomb rockfish), 815 nucleotides long. RefSeq names its product transmembrane protein 238a (gene tmem238a). The record is from RefSeq and is a predicted model, not a curated record. NCBI's taxonomy places the organism in Eukaryota, Metazoa, Chordata, Actinopteri, Perciformes, Sebastidae. The transcript is spliced from 3 exons. Bases 253 to 567 code for a protein of 104 amino acids.